This is a messenger RNA of Angiostrongylus costaricensis, 630 nucleotides long. NCBI's taxonomy places the organism in Eukaryota, Metazoa, Nematoda, Chromadorea, Rhabditida, Metastrongylidae. The record is from the annotation of a GenBank genome assembly.
AUGUCUUCGGAAUCGCUCAAUUUCAUUGUUCAGAAUUUGAACUCCCCACCCUUCAACCGUAACACAUCCUUGAUUGCUUUUGACCUUUGGUCACCUACUGCAUUGUUGCAACAGCUCAGCGAUGUGAUCAGUUGGAUUACACAAGCUAACAAUGUUGAUGUUACGAAGGAGACAUCAGAGGAGACGGCGUUGAGAAUCCUGUACCAGUUGAAAAUACUUAAAUUUAAACCUCCUAGCGAUAUGGAGGAGCUUGAAGAAUGGAGGGCUGGUUUAGUUGAAGGUGCAAAGAGAUCUGUCUAUCCAAUUCUUCUUUAUCUUUUUUCCAAUACUGAUAUGUUGAAACAAAGGGCUUACCUGGCUAAAACGAUCAACUUAAACUUGGCUUUUUAUGUUGAAAUACCCAGCGAUAUUCAUGACAUGGACACUGCACAAAUGCAGAACGAUCUUGCAAUGCUGAUGGAGCGUUUCAAGGAAACCCACGCACGAGUAAUGGAUGUGCAGCAGGAUAGCAUGCUCAUCGAAGACAUGAAAUCCGAUUUGAAGGCGAUGGAAGUGGAAAAGGAGGUGUUGACUAGAAAAAUUGAGAAGACCUUCAAGAAAAUUCAAAAUCUUCCAUCGUUGGAGAGGUAA